This is a messenger RNA of Manihot esculenta (cassava), 1943 nucleotides long. Its product is annotated as deoxyribodipyrimidine photo-lyase. Gene Ontology annotation, biological process: photoreactive repair. Lineage: Eukaryota; Viridiplantae; Streptophyta; Magnoliopsida; Malpighiales; Euphorbiaceae. The record is from RefSeq and is a predicted model, not a curated record. Gene Ontology annotation, molecular function: deoxyribodipyrimidine photo-lyase activity. The coding region runs from base 293 to 1873 and encodes 526 amino acids. The transcript has 9 exons.
UCAGACAAAUUUUCAAAAAAAAGAAAAAGCCAAAAGGUUUCACUAUCCUCGGCUCACCCUCUGUUCUGAAACUAAUCUUUUUCUUCUCUCUUUCUCUGUGAAUCGUUACUUGCUCUGCAACUCUAUGCCUCGUUCGCUCAUCAAACGACGCUCCUAGCGGAACUCCUCUCUUUUCUCUGUAGAUGGUUCUCCUCUCUCCCUCACCAAACAACGCUAACCCGCUUUUCUCUCACCAAACGAUGUCGGCAUUCCCUUUUUACUAAGCAAAAGCUUUUGGACAAUUGAUUUUUUUAUGGCUGUAGUGAAUUUGGCAGGGAAGAAGAUGGCAGCGAUAAUGGAUGGCCCUGUCCAACCUGGUCGAAUCAGGGUUCUUAAAGAAGGAUCAACCAAGCAAACGGGUCCCAUUGUGUACUGGAUGUUUAGAGAUCAACGGAUAAGAGAUAAUUGGGCCUUAAUGUACGCCAUUCAUCAGGCUAACAAGGCCAGUGUGCCUGUUGCUGUUGCUUUUAAUUUGUUCGAUCAGUUUUUGGGAGCCAAAGCGAGGCAAUUAGGGUUUAUGUUAAAGGGUUUGCGUCAACUUCAGGGAAAAAUUGAAGAGACCCUUCAAAUUCCAUUUUUCUUAUUCCAGGGCGAAGCUGAAGAGACUAUUCCGAAUUUUGUAAGAGAGUGUGGGGCUUCUCUUUUAGUUACUGAUUUCUCACCUCUAAGGGAAGUCCGUAAGUGUAAAGAUGAAAUUUGCUUGAGGGUUAGUGAUUCAGUGGCUAUACAUGAAGUUGAUGCUCACAAUGUAGUUCCUCUUUGGGUAGCGUCGGAAAAGUUGGAGUAUAGUGCUAAGACGUUAAGGAGCAAGAUAAAUAAAAGGCUACCUGAUUAUCUCAUUGAUUUUCCUGUAUUGCAACCACCUUGUAAAAAGUGGGCUGCUACUGCAAAUCAGUCGAUUGAUUGGGAAAGUCUCUUUGAAGAAGUGGCAAGGAAAGGGGCAGAAGUUCCUGAAAUUGAGUGGUGCAUGCCAGGUGAAGAAGCAGCAAUGGAAGUAUUAAUGGGAAAUAAAAAUGGAUUCUUGACCAGAAGGUUGAAGAAUUAUUCUACAGAUAGGAAUGUCCCAUCAAAACCUAAAGGGCUCUCUGGUCUCUCUCCAUAUCUUCAUUUUGGGCAAAUAUCUGCACAGAGGUGUGCGCUGGAGGCACAGAAAGUGAGGAAGCUAAGUCCUCAGUCAGUUGAUGCGUUUUUGGAGGAGUUGAUUGUUCGGAGAGAACUUGCAGAUAACUUUUGCUUCUACCAGCCUCAUUAUGAUUCAUUACAAGGGGCAUGGGAGUGGGCACGGAAUACCUUAAUGGACCAUGCUUCUGACAAGCGAGAACAUGUUUACUCGAUGGAGCAAUUAGAGAGGGCAGAAACAGCCGAUCCGCUUUGGAAUGCUUCUCAGCUGGAGAUGGUUUACUAUGGGAAGAUGCAUGGUUUUAUGCGUAUGUAUUGGGCAAAAAAGAUUCUUGAGUGGACAAGAGGACCUGAAGAAGCCCUUGCAAUAUCAAUUUAUCUAAAUGACAAGUAUGAACUAGACGGGAGGGACCCAAAUGGAUACGUUGGUUGCAUGUGGUCAAUAUGUGGUGUUCAUGACCAGGGUUGGAAAGAACGUCCAGUUUUUGGUAAAAUUCGUUAUAUGAACUAUGCAGGCUGCAAAAGGAAAUUUGAUGUUGAUGGCUACAUUGCCUAUGUGAAGAGGUUUGUAAAUGAAACUAAGAAGAGAAAAGCAGAAACUCAGCUCGGUGGAAAAACAAAAGAGAUGGAUGCUAACCCUAAAAGAGAGGAGGCUAUAAUAUUCUAUCGUAGGCUUAAAGGCGUUGUUUUGGAAUUAGAGAAUGUUUCAGACUAAUGCAUCUAAACCAUUGUUUUGAAGAUGUUCUCAACUCCGUACUAAUGAACAGAUUUUUAAUUUCCAUCUC